CAACAAAACGCUAAUACCUGAAGAAUACUUCACAACACACUUAGUGGCCACACUGGAUCACGUUCGAUAUGUCACUGUUAUCAGACAGACGAUGUUUCAUAUUUGCCUGUGUUAUUUUACUGACUCUGAUAUAUUCUGUAGACCUAAAUCAUGCAUUUCGACACGAUCGUAGCAAAUCGAAGAUUUUACAUCGCCAGUUACGGCAAGAGCACGUUGAAGAAACAACCGAAGAAGCAGGAUUAGCGAAUGACUCGAGCCAUGAGGAGAAUGAUGAAGGAGAACAUGAACAAACGAAAGUGCAUAUCAUUUCUUUCGAAUGGGAACGAGUAAAAGUUUUAUAUGUAGUUUGCUUGUGGAUUAUGGUCGCCAGUCUAGCAAAAAUGGGCUUUCAUUACACUAAGCUACCAAAUGUUAUCCCAGAGAGCUGCCUCCUAAUCCUCGUUGGAUUUUUCAUUGGUGGCAUACUCCAUCUGAGUGACAGUGGCUUCGCUGAGCUUUCCAGACUAGAUAGCGACUUUUUCUUCCUCGUGCUUCUUCCACCGAUCAUGCUGGAGGCAGGCUAUUUCAUGCCGGCACGAUCCUUCUUCGACAACCUCGGCACCAUUCUUCUUUACGCCGUCGUUGGAACACUCUUUAAUGCUAUGAUGGUCGGAUUUACUAUGUACGGUAUCGCCUCAUCUGGCAUUGUCAGCGAAAAGAUCAUCCUGCUGGAAUGUUUGGUGUUUGGGAGUCUAAUAUCUGCUGUUGAUCCGGUGGCAGUAUUGGUAGUUUUUGAGGAGGUGCACGUUAACGAGGUCUUACAUAUUUUGGUGUUCGGUGAAUCACUUCUUAAUGACGCAGUGACUGUGGUACUUUAUCACACAUUUGUUGACUUUGUUGAGAUAUACAGAGAAGUGGGUACAAUACCGGGCUCAGAUAUAGCAAGUGGUUUUGCUAGUUUCUUCGUUGUCAGUAUCGGUGGCACAUUGAUUGGUCUAAUCUGGGGCAUCAUGUCCGCCUUCAUCACUCGUUUCACACACAAAGUCCGUGUCAUCGAACCAGCUAUCGUAUUUAUUAUGAGCUACAUGGCCUACCUUACUGCUGAAAUCUUCCAUUUGUCCGGCAUCCUAGCUAUUGUGUUCUGUGCCAUGUUCAUGAAGCCGUAUGUAGAAGAGAACAUCUCGCAGAAAUCGCACACAACCAUUAAGUACUUCAUGAAGAUGUUAAGUAGCAUCAGUGAAACUAUCAUAUUCAUCUUCUUAGGCAUAACAACCCUGGUGGACUCUGAUCAACAUAAGUGGGACACAGCUUUUGUCAUUUUCACCCUCAUUUUCUGUUUGCUAUACCGAUUUAUUGGUGUCAUAUGGCAGACGUUUUUAGCAAACAAAUUCCGAUUGGCCCAAGUGACUCACAAGGACCAGUUUAUUAUGUGCUAUGGGGGUAUCCGAGGUGCUAUAGCCUUUGCACUUGUUGCUCUACUCGAGGAAUUUGUUGAAAGUAGAGCGAUUUUCUUUACAACGACUAUAGUGGUUGUCAUGUUCACAGUGUUUAUACAGGGUAGUACGAUCAAACCAAUUGUUGAAUAUUUGAGGGUAAAACGAGCCGAUCAUCACAAGCCGUCAUUAACUGAGCAGAUUUAUGUGCGGAUGAAUGAGCAUCUCAUGGCAGGAAUAGAGGAUGUUCUUGGUCACCAUGGACACCACUACUGGUAUAAAAGAUGGGAUGUUCUGAACGAAAAGGUUUUCCAGCACAUUCUUAUCAGAGAGAAGCACGCUGCUAAGGACACCACCAUCAUCAAAGUCUUUGAGAAGUUGAACGAGAAGGAUGCGCUGGAAUACUUGAGAGAGCAGGGAGGCUUCGUGCCAUUCGGCAGCAGUCCAUCUAUGAGUAACCUUCUUGGGGUGGACGAGGAUGCAAUGGUUGCCAUGGAAGAACCAGCAAAGAAAGACAGAAAAUCUGUAAUUGAUUUAGAGAAUCAACCAGAGACAGCUCUUGAGGAUAACAACCUGGACAAAAUCUUCCGACGGCCUAGCAAUAGGAAGAGUCACCGUAUAUCUCGCCAUUACUUACCUGAUGAAGAAAUCUCAGGGCCUAAGAAUCUUAUGCAGCGAAGUGUGCAUCUUCAUCUACGGCACAUGAUGCGCAGUGAAAGAAGGCGGUCACAGAGGAAAGAAGGACUGUACGAAUCACCACGAAAUAGUCGACUACAGGUCAGGGGAGCUCAUAUGAGAAAUGGCAGCAAGGAACAAUUACUAAGAGAAGAAGAUGAGACGGUUGCUGAGAGGGAAACCAAGGCGGUUGUCAGAAAUGGAGCAUCAAAUGAUAAAGACACAACCUUCCCCUGGAAGAAAGAUAGCAAAGUAGAGCAUCAUCCAGCCCCGUCUGAUGGCGAAAAUUCUGCGACAUAUGAUGUACCAAAGUCACCGAGAAUAUCACCAAAGCCUCCCAAAGCCAACCCAAGCCCUAGGCCUAGCCCAAAACCCACACCAGGAUCAAGGACUAAGCCACCACAAACUGGUGAAACGAAGCUGUGAGCAGAGACAGAAUAGUUUUAGGUCUAUUGAAUCAAUUAUAAUAACUUUCUAAAAAUUAAUACUAUGCGUCACUCCAGUUUGGAGUAUUUGCAUUUUUAUUCUAUUUACACAAUACUGUAAUCUCACAAUAGAAUCCGUAUUAAACUGAAGCAGUGGUAAUAUUCUUGAGGUUAUCUAGCCUCGGUGACAACGGGUCUAGGGUCAGGCCGGGUGGCAAACACCCAGGACCCUUUGCAAACAGAAGACGUGAUUUAACCAUUGGCCAUGCGACAGAACCAUAAUGGCAUUAUAAAAUGAUUUAUAUUUCUGCUUUAAAUAUAAAUUGACCAAUGGAAGGCAAUUAAAAAAAAA
This is a messenger RNA of Anneissia japonica, 2864 nucleotides long. Its product is annotated as Na(+)/H(+) exchanger beta-like. Gene Ontology annotation, biological process: regulation of pH; sodium ion transport; proton transmembrane transport. The coding region runs from base 69 to 2513 and encodes 814 amino acids. NCBI's taxonomy places the organism in Eukaryota, Metazoa, Echinodermata, Crinoidea, Comatulida, Comatulidae. The transcript has 12 exons. Gene Ontology annotation, molecular function: sodium:proton antiporter activity. The record is from RefSeq and is a predicted model, not a curated record. Gene Ontology annotation, cellular component: membrane.